AUGGCCCAGACAAGACCGUCGGCGAUAUACGCAGAAGUUCCUCGAUCCUCUGACAGCUAUGAGGAUGGUUAUCGCAAGGUCACUUACGGCGCACUUGCCAACGCUGUUAAUGGCGUAGCUUGGUCACUGAAAGGGAUGCUCGGUGAAGGUCAAAAUCACCAGACCUUGGCAUACAAUGGUCCCAAUGAACUGGGGAUAUGUGAUGAUGAUCUUAGAACCACGACCCUUUCCUCUAUAGAGCAUCCGACUUAUGAUAAUGGACAGGCUGGAAACCUAUUUGCUACUUUGUUCGACGCAAUCGCUAACCAAACGACCGUUAUCACACCACUGGCAGCAGUCACGCCUUCCGCUCGAUCGGUUGUUGACGGUCUCAAACACGUAAAAGCAGACGCACUAAUCCUUGCGCCACCGUUUCUGGAACAGAUCGCGAAAAGCCCUGAUAUGGUAGUUUUCAUCGCAAGCAACAUUGAAACAGUGACAUCUGUGGGCGCCUCACCCCUCAAAAAGGAUCUUUGGGCAUACCGUGGCAGGGCAGACGACACUAUUCUUUUUAAGCAAGGCUACAUGUGCAAUCAAAUCUCCAUGGAACAGCAUGUAUCGCAACACUCGGAGGUACGAGCGGUGUUGAUGGCUGGGACAGGCAGAUCUCAACCAGCACUCAUCAUCGAGCGGGCAGGUGAUCAGCCUCUUUCAUCGCCUGCAGAACAAGAACUCACUGAGCGGAUCUGGCCAAUCAUCGAAGAAGCCAACCGGACGUACAAAAUGGGCACCCGAGUCUCCAAGUCGCAUAUCCUGGAUACCAAUCUGCUGCAGCCUAUGCGGCGCGCUGGCAAAGGGACGGUACAACGGUGCCCAACUUUAGAGCUUUACAAAGAUGCACUGGAUGCACUUUAUGCGCGCGAAGGCGACAUAGUACCAGGAAACGAAUUGGUUCUACCGAGCUUCAAUCCCAAGGAACAAUGA
This is a messenger RNA of Letharia lupina, 963 nucleotides long. RefSeq lists its product as uncharacterized. The transcript has 3 exons. Lineage: Eukaryota; Fungi; Ascomycota; Lecanoromycetes; Lecanorales; Parmeliaceae. Bases 1 to 963 code for a protein of 320 amino acids. The record is from RefSeq and is a predicted model, not a curated record.